This is a messenger RNA of Xylona heveae TC161, 1893 nucleotides long. Its product is annotated as insert subdomain of RNA polymerase alpha subunit. Gene Ontology annotation, biological process: DNA-templated transcription. The coding region runs from base 437 to 1510 and encodes 357 amino acids. Gene Ontology annotation, cellular component: RNA polymerase II, core complex. NCBI's taxonomy places the organism in Eukaryota, Fungi, Ascomycota, Xylonomycetes, Xylonales, Xylonaceae. Gene Ontology annotation, molecular function: DNA binding; DNA-directed RNA polymerase activity; protein dimerization activity. The record is from RefSeq and is a predicted model, not a curated record. The transcript has 3 exons.
UCGAAACCGACUCUCUGGAUUCUGGCAGGCCUAGUGAUUGAAGGGAAGGAGAUUGGAUACGAUCGAAGCUAGUCCUCCUCCAAGUCUGGCAUCGCAAGGACCGGGCAGAUUUUCUGUCGUCACGACACGCCGAUUUAAACCGACUUUGGGCUACGCACCGAGCUCUGUAACGCAGUUUGACAGCCAUAGCGUCUCCGCAGCUACAGAGAUUGUGCGGCUGGGAAUACUUUUGUUCUGAGCCCCGCUGAACAUUGAUUUGUCUGUUGAGGACAUCCAGUUGUUCGUUUGGAGUUUUUGCGCCACCGCUGAGAGUAGAUUCAUCGACGCAAGGUUUUGAAGAGACAAGCUCUCGUCGCCGCCGACGAUAGUCUCCGCCUGCUGAAAUUGUCGGAACCGUCCCGAAUAUAUUAUACUUCCACCUACAAAGCUCUCAAUCAUGGAUUACGAAGCGAUGGCCAUGGACGGCGAGGAUGCCGGUCCUGGCGUUACCGUUCGAGAGGCUGAACCCCAUCUCGUCGACUUUAUCCUAUCGAAUGUUGAUCUGGCAUUCGCCAACUCUCUGCGGCGAGUAAUGCUCGCCGAAGUGCCCACCAUGGCAAUCGAUCUCGUCGAAGUAGAAGCCAACACGUCCGUACUGCCAGACGAAUUCAUCUCGCACCGGCUUGGUCUUGUCCCUUUAAACUCCAAGAAUGUCGACGACGUCCUAUACACACGAGACUGCGACUGCGAGCAAUACUGCGAGAACUGCAGCGUGACGCUGACCCUUCACGCGCGGUGCACGGGCGACGAAAUCAUGAAAAUCUACGCGCGGGAUCUCGUUGUCGCGGAGCCGCGGCCCAACGAAUGGGUCGGCAUGCCCGUCAUCACAGACCCCGAGGGGCAGGGGACAGUCAUUGCCAAGCUGCGCAAGGGCCAGGAACUCCGCAUGAAGUGUAUUGCCAAAAAGGGCAUUGCCAAAGAACACUCCAAAUGGGCACCUACUGCCGCCAUCAGUUUCGAGUACGAUCCGCACAACAAGCUACGCCAUCUCGACUACUGGUACGAAGAGGAUCCCGAGAAAGAAUGGCCUAAAUCCAAAAACGCCGAAUGGGAAGACCCCCCCGCCGAAGGCGAGCCGUUCGACUACGACGCCGUCCCCUCGCGCUUCUACUUUGAAGUCGAGUCCGUCGGCUCUCUCGAACCAGACGCGAUUAUCCAGCAAGGCGUCAAAGUGCUCCAGCAGAAACUCGCCGCUGUCAUUCAAGAACUCACCGGCGGCGACGCAGGUCCCGACGGCGGUGCGGUCGUCGACGGCCUCGACGGUUUCGGCGCUGGGCCUGCGGGCGGACCCAGAAGCCCCGGCGGCGCGCUCGGCGGCGGGCCCAUGGAUUACGGAUACACGACCCCCUAUGCGGGCGGAGGCGCCGCUGCCGCCGCGGGUGCAGGAAGCGUCUGGGGAGGCGCAGGCAUGGGCGGCGCCACGCCGUUUGGAGCCACGCCGUAUGGCGGCGGCGCAAAUGGUUGGGCUUGAUCAUAGCCUGAAUCGAGAUUCAUUCCAGCUUUGAGUCAAGAUUCAUUCUAGCUUGGAUUUGAGAGUAUGCGCCUUGCCGUGUUGUUGAUUCGUAUGGCAGCAGGGAGUGCAGGAACCGAAAAACCAUUCAUUGCAUCCUCAUCAUCAUCUUACAUUACUCUUUUUUACUUUACCAUGUCUUAUCUUUUUUUCCUCUUUCGCAUCUUCUCCAUUUUGUUUCCUUUUUCACAUCUUAUCCUUUUUUUCUUCUUUCACAUCUUAUCUUUUUUUUACGUUACCUCGUCUUAUCCUUUUCCCCCUCUUCUCCUCUUCCACCUUCCAAGCCUCUUCUUUUUCCCGGGCUUUCCCAUUUUCCUACAGUCCUACUCCUUUCCCUUCCGGCC